This is a messenger RNA of Pongo pygmaeus (Bornean orangutan), 1957 nucleotides long. RefSeq names its product PABPN1 like, cytoplasmic (gene PABPN1L). The transcript has 7 exons. Gene Ontology annotation, biological process: nuclear-transcribed mRNA catabolic process, deadenylation-dependent decay. NCBI's taxonomy places the organism in Eukaryota, Metazoa, Chordata, Mammalia, Primates, Hominidae. Gene Ontology annotation, molecular function: poly(A) binding. The record is from RefSeq and is a predicted model, not a curated record. Bases 693 to 1529 code for a protein of 278 amino acids. Gene Ontology annotation, cellular component: nucleus.
AAAAAGGCCCAGAAUGAGGGUUAGGGAGGCAAGGGUCCCUGGGGACUCCAUGGGUGGUCAGGAUGCAGAGACAGCUGUUGCUGCCCCUCCUCUGGGCCCAGGACCCCACCCCGACCUGCCUCGGCCCUCUCAUCCCAUGCACCUGCUCUCGGUCCCUGCUCAGGCCCUUCCCUCCCCCAGGACCAUCUCAGCCCCUGCCUUCCCUGGUCGGAAGCCACCUCUCCAGCUUGCUUGGACCCUGGUACUAGAAGAAACCACUCCCGUGUUCCCACUUGGAUCGGGUGUUCAUGCAGUGUGGUGUUCGUGCCGUGUGGAUGCUGCUGAGGUGUGAACCCUGUGACAGACCAAGGCCGUGUGGAUGCUGCUGAGGUGUGAAUCCUGUGACAGACCAAGGCUCCAGUGAGCCACGGCAUGGCCGGACGGAAGCAGAAGAGACCAGUGACCCCCACUCAACUCAGCCUCUCCUUCUUCCAGGGACAGUGUCCUGGAGGUACCUGUCUGAAUGACAGGGAAGGGGCGGGGCCAGGAGCCAAGGCUGGAAGCUCAGCCCCACUCGGCCUUUGCAAAUGCUCUAGUGGGAGCAGCUGGCCUCAGGGGAGGGCUUAAAACUCCAGGAGGGCCCGGGCAGGUGCAGACGUGAGGGGAGUGGAGGGGAGGCCUCGCCUGGCCCACCUUCCUCCUGUCCCUCCACCAUGUGGCCCUUCCCGAGCCGCUCUCUCUUCCCACCCCCCACUCAGGCCUGGCUCCAGACGGUCUCCUCAGACCCUGAGGCCCAGGGCUGGGGGGCCUGGAACGAGACCAAGGAGAUUCUGGGGCCAGAGGGUGGGGAAGGGAAGGAGGAGGAAGAGGACGAAGAGGAUGCAGAGGAAGACCAGGAUGGGGAUGCAGGCUUUCUGCUGUCUCUGCUGGAGCAAGAGAACCUGGCUGAGUGUCCAGUCCCUGACCAGGAGCUGGAGGCCAUCAAGAUGAAGGUGUGCGCCAUGGAGCAGGCCGAGGGGACGCCACGGCCUCCGGGAGUGCAGCACCAGGCCGAGGAAGAGGAGGGCACCGCGGCCAGGCAGCUGCUAAGCCCUGAGACCAUGGGCUGCCCCCUCCCUGGGACCCCCGAGGAGAAGGUGGAGGCUGACCACAGAUCCGUCUACGUGGGCAACGUAGACUACGGGGGCUCCGCUGAGGAGUUGGAAGCCCACUUCAGCCGCUGUGGGGAGGUCCACCGAGUCACCAUCUUGUGCGACAAGUUCUCUGGACACCCCAAGGGUUAUGCCUACAUAGAGUUUGCCACCAAGCGCUCCGUGCAGGCUGCCGUGGAGCUGGACCAGAGCCUCUUCCGGGGCCGGGUCAUCAAGGUGCUGCCAAAAAGAACCAACUUCCCUGGGAUCAGCUCCACAGACCGCGGGGGCCUUCGAGGACACCCGGGCUCCAGGGGGGCACCCUUCCCCCACAGCAGCCUCCAGGGCAGGCCCCGGCUCAGAUCACGAGGGCAGAACCGGGCCCGUGGAAAAUUCUCACCAUGGUUUUCACCGUAUUAAAGGGAAGGCCCGAUUUUGAGAGGGGCUGGCGGCUGGGUCAGGAGUAAACCACUUGUGCUCCAUCCUGGGGCUGGGGCUGGGGCAGGGAGUGGGGUGCGGGCGAGGCCAGAGAAUAGGGGUGUCCAGAGCAGCCGCUGGCCCCCUCUUGGCCAGGGGAUGGCCCAGUAGGGCCUUGUAUGGUGGCCCAGACCCACUGCCACAGCCACGAGUCACAGCCACGGCCCGGUGGUGGGCCUGGCAUGGGCGCCACGGGGAUCUUAGGGGGCUCUGGGUGUUGAGGGAGGGGAGGGGCAGAGUCCCAGGCAGUGCCAGGCCAGCUUGGGGUUGGCAUGCUCAGCUCUUCAACUAAGUCAUUUUAAGAAAAAUAGAAACAUAUCUCUUAAUGAUGAAGCAUAAAUUAUUAAACUUGGGCACUUUUUAAAAGCAAA